Molecule: messenger RNA, 2718 nt
Organism: Suillus plorans
Lineage: Eukaryota; Fungi; Basidiomycota; Agaricomycetes; Boletales; Suillaceae
Exons: 8
Coding region: 1-2718 (905 amino acids)
Cellular component (GO): cell cortex of growing cell tip; actomyosin contractile ring
Molecular function (GO): MAP kinase scaffold activity
Source: RefSeq, a predicted model, not a curated record
AUGAACCGACUACGCUCUUCACGUGCCCCCUCCCCGACACCUACUACUUUUUCCGGAAUCUCUAAUUACCGCACCGAGUCCUAUCGUCCGAUCAAGGAUAAAGGAAAUGUCCCGGCUGUGCCAGCCGUAAAUUCCAGGGUGGUCGCACGCACGCAUUUUGACGAGUUAGCCAGUUUUCUAGUAUCCUAUCUUGUGAAAGCUCCGCAGGAGUCGCGGGCCCACGCACGCUCAAAAUUGACCAAUCUUACCAGACAGCAGUUCCAUGAGCUGUCAACUGAUGUGUACGACGAACUCGUCCGACGUCGAAGGAACACUCCCGAGAACGACGUCCCAUUCCUUCCCGUGCGUGAUGAAUUUCAUCCCAAGCGGAAUCAGGCGCGCCAAAAAUUGGCAACGCUGCCUAGCGCCAAGUUUGAAGAUCUUUGUAGCGAUGUCUACUUUGAAAUCAUGAGAAGAUAUCCCGAAUUUACAGAAGUGGAAGACCCGGGGGUAGUGUCUCCCGCAUCAGCAUAUGACGAUGUACCCUCGCCCGAAUUCCACACAUCUCCGCGGCCUGAUAUGCCCAUACUUCCCCCCAGUACCCGCACAGGGCGACCAUCCGAAGAUCGAGGCAGUGCACGCGAAGAAGAGCCUCGACGGAGCGAGGACACCCAUGCAUCCCGACGAAAAGCCUCCCAUGACCAAGGGGCAGAUUUUGGCCGAAGACCAAGUGGCUCCGCAAGUAUCCGGAGCGACUCGACGGGAACUACAAAUGCGCAGAGUGCAACCGCAACGAGCGGGAUGGUAAUCCCAAAUAAGAGCACCAUCGCAGAAGAAGAUAUUGAAGUGCCGUACGGGCGGGAGAUGCGGGAGAGUUCUGGAACAGCCGUCGAUACACGUGACGGCGUCAGGGAGUUUGAUACCACUGACGGUGAACACGAGCACUGGGACCAGCGAGGUGGACUAAGCGGGCUCAGCGCACGGCUGAGGAAUGUGCAUACGGAAGAUGAUGACAUGGGGGAUGUGAGGAGCGACGAAUAUGAUAAAGUCUCUCUGGGACGUGCAUCAGUAACGUCCGAUCGGUCCAUCGGCGGAUCGAGGAUGCCCAGUGCAGCGGGCGAUGAACAAGAGCGUUUGAGGCGAGAUUACGAGUUCAAGAUCGCCACGAUGCAGAGUCGUAUAACAAGUCUGGAACGAGACCUUGAGCAACGGGAGCUAGACACGCAGCAGACGGUACGCCGUUUAGAAGAGGAGCUGGAAGUUUUCCGAAAGCGUGCUGAAGAGCAUGGAUCUGCUAUGAAGGCUCUGCAAAGGGAGCUGGACGAUAUUCGGGACCUCCGGGCCAGAGAGAAGGAACGCGAAGCUAGACGAGCACAGGCCGACGAGGAAGAACUGCAGAUACUGCGUGACCGUUGCGAACGCCUCGAAGAAGAGCGGAGUUCUGGCUUUGGGAUAGACAACAGUGAAAUCAUCGAGCAGCUACGUGCUGAUAUGGAGGGGUUGAUGUCAGAACUUAGCGAUCUGUCCCGCAGGAAUGACGAGUUAAUGACUGCGAAGGAUUCGGACCUCACUGUGAUCCGUGAUCUGGACAGCCAGCUCAAAGAAUACAAACGCAAGUACGAACAAGCCAAAACCGAGCUCAGAAGCGUCAAAGCAACAUCCCAGCUGUUCCUACAAGCGCCCAAGAUGGAAGACCAACUACCAAUGGGCCCUGACGGGGGUCUCGUCGAUAUACAUGUCACUGCGUUUGUGUCCGCCAUCGAUAGUCUUUUGACAGCUGGUCGUUCCAGUGCUCCGACACGCGUUCUAGUGCCGAUGAAAGCCGUCGUCACGUCUACCACAGCCAUCAUCGAUGAUGUUCGUGCAUACGAACAACGCCCAUCCCGUGCGGACGUUGACGUCGAUAUCCUACACACUCUCCGUGAGCGCGCCGAGGCUACCCUGACUAACCUUGUAGCUGCAUCAAAGACACAUGCCACUGCAUCCGGCAUGUCUCCUGUGAGCCUAUUGGACGCAGCCGCGAGCCACGUCUCCGUAACAUUGACGGAGAUCGCGAAAAUGAUAUACAUCCGCAAGGCUAGUCGGGCCGAGCAGGAGGAGUUCAUGUCUUCCUCUGGUUCGCUGUCGUAUCUAUCUUCUGCGCGCUCGACGGAAGACGUGAGACCAAGUUUUGAACGCAAGGGUUCUACCUUUAGCACGAGACGAUCGGAAGAUGUCGUGUCGCCCCCUAUGACCGCAGCAUCGCGCUUUGCAGAGGCUCAUAGCAGACGAACACCGUCUGAACCAUCUAGUUCACUCACAAGUUCUCCUCCACCUAUAUUUGACAAGUCUCCUGUCAACAAUGCGUUGGGUGCAAUCAGCGACGAUUCAACAGCGCCUGAAAGCGGUGAGGACGCUUGGUCCGAGCUCAAGCCCUACCUCGAGGCGCAGACCGAGUCCAUCGUUUACGCGAUUCAAAGCGUCCUUUCCGGCGUCCGCAGCCCUGUACCGCCGCCGACAUUAAACGAAAACCUCACUCAGAUUAUCACGAUCGUGUCGAGUAUUGUCGCCGUUUGCAGCGAUAACCUGCCCCCUGCAUCCGCGCAGCAGGGUGCAGAGCUACUGCGGGAGCUAGGCGAACACGCACGGAAGCUAUCUGAGGUACAGACGCUGCCAGAAGUCACGAAGGAAUCGCGGCAGGUCAUGGCCAAGUCGAGCUUUGCGGUCGCCAAUGCGAUGAAGGGGCUCAUGAAGUUGUAA